UACCCGGGAACCAUUAAGUUCAAAGAUAAGAACUAUCUGUGUUCGAAUAUGAUUGAUUCAAAGUUGCCAGCGUUUGCCGAGAUGAGCGAAUUCGCCAGUGCAAGCACUGGUGGAAAGGUGUUGUUCGCAACAGAUGACUUCUUUGCAACAUGUGAGAACAUGAUAGCAGAUUCAGAACCAAUCAAUAUACCUGAAAAGUAUACAGAGUUCGGGAAAUGGAUGGAUGGAUGGGAGACGAGAAGGAAAAGAAUACCAGGGCACGACUGGUGCUUGUUGAAGCUUUCGACUAAGUGUACUAUCAGAGGAUUUCUUAUAGAUACUGCCUACUUCACAGGCAACUAUGCACCGAAGUAUUCAAUUCAAGCUGCCAACCUGUCACCCGAAGAUGAAGCAGUAAUUCCAGUAAGAGUUCCUCGUAUGGGAUCUGCGUGCACUGAUAAAGAUCUAGCACAGGUUAAGAAACUUAGAUCUGAGAAAUGGGAAGAAAUCGUACCAAUAACUGCGUUGCGUCCUGGUCUUGAAGAUACAAGAAUGAAUUAUCAGAAGGUGGUCAGUGAUGAAACCUGGACUCACAUUCGCGUCAACAUUUACCCCGAUGGUGGCAUUGCUAGGCUUAGGGUGUUCGGUGAAGCGAAUCCAGAUAUACCCCCCAGUGACCAAUUGGUGGACUUAGCGUCUAUGCUAAAUGGCACUUCGUGUAUCGCGUUCUCGAAUGCACAUUAUGGUCACCCCAAAAACAUGAUAAAACCAGAGAAAGGAGUUACGAUGGCUGAUGGAUGGGAGACAGCGAGAAGACUUGAUCGUCCUAACGUUAUUUACUCAAGGGAAGAUGGAAGUCUAAAAGUACCAGGUGAAGAAUGGGCUAUAUUUAAACUUGGAUUCACCGGGUCUGCAAAACAAAUCUGCCUUGAUACAACACAUUUCAAAGGCAACUAUCCCGACACGGUUAGGGUUCAAGGAGCGUAUCUUAGCAACAGUGAAUGGAAUGAGACUGACGAUAUUGUAUGGGAAGACAUUCUCCCGAGGUCCAAGUUAUCAGCAAACAAGGAGCAUUGGUACGAUACUGACUCGAAAGUUAUCAGCCACCUAAGAAUAACGAUGGCGCCAGAUGGCGGGAUCAGUAGAAUUCGGGUUUAUGGAUUUGCACAAUUUAUCAUGCCUCUAACUCACACGUAGAACACUGCUUAGGAUUCGGGGUUGGGAACAAUGCUUUUAUCUUUGCAGCUUUUGUUUAGUUUAGAGUACUUAAUUAUUCAUUAAUUUUAAUAAUUUUAUUCAACAGCUGGUCUGUUAAUUGUUACGAGUACAUAUUGUUUUGAAUCCACUUUUUCAUUGACUUUGAAAUUAGUAUGUAAUAAAUUUGUUUAUUAAUUACCUUGUAAGCAUUACUGUUACUUAUAAAGAUAAUAUAAUAAUCAUACUGUUAAAAAGAGAAGAAACGCAUUUAUCCACAGAAUAAGCUUAUUUUUUUUUUAUUUUUGCUUUGUAUUUUGUUAUUGUGAUUAUACUAAUGGCAACAGAGAAUAAUGAUUAUUGUUAGUAGUAGUGAAGAAAUUUGUACGUGUUCGUGUUUUUGUUAAAGUAUUAUUAGAAAUAAAUUGUAUUUA
Messenger RNA from Leptidea sinapis, 1607 nucleotides. RefSeq names its product probable inactive allantoicase. NCBI's taxonomy places the organism in Eukaryota, Metazoa, Arthropoda, Insecta, Lepidoptera, Pieridae. Gene Ontology annotation, molecular function: allantoicase activity. Gene Ontology annotation, biological process: allantoin catabolic process. The record is from RefSeq and is a predicted model, not a curated record. The coding region runs from base 49 to 1176 and encodes 375 amino acids. The transcript has 8 exons.